Messenger RNA from Plectropomus leopardus (leopard coralgrouper), 2299 nucleotides. Lineage: Eukaryota; Metazoa; Chordata; Actinopteri; Perciformes; Serranidae. The record is from RefSeq and is a predicted model, not a curated record.
UAUGUUUCAGGGUGGGUAGUUCAUUUCUUCAGAGGGGAACACAGUGCUGGACACCAAGAUGCAGUUCAUGCUCUUAUUCAGCCGACAAGGCAAGCUCAGGCUUCAGAAAUGGUACGUGCCUUUGUCUGAUAAGGAGAAAAAGAAGAUCACCAGAGAGUUGGUGCAGACCGUCCUCGCUCGAAAGCCCAAAAUGUGCAGCUUUCUGGAGUGGAGAGACCUCAAGAUCGUAUAUAAGAGAUAUGCCAGUCUGUACUUCUGCUGUGCCAUCGAGGACCAGGACAACGAGCUCAUCACACUGGAGAUCAUCCACAGAUACGUGGAGCUGCUGGACAAAUACUUUGGAAGUGUGUGUGAGCUCGACAUAAUUUUCAACUUUGAGAAGGCGUACUUCAUCCUGGAUGAGUUCCUGCUGGGUGGAGAAGCUCAGGAGACGUCCAAAAAGAACGUGCUGAAGGCCAUCGAGCAGGCCGACCUGCUGCAGGAGGAUGCCAAAGAAGCAGAAACCCCGCGCAGCGUGCUGGAGGAAAUUGGCCUGACAUAAACAUGUUCCUCUCCGUCAUCCACACACACGCUUCAUCUGCCAGCUGCUGUAUGUAGCCGAUAACAACCCCAAUUCACCUUCGAGCACACUCAACCUCACAAUCAUACACACACAACUCUGCCUUUGUUUGACCUUUUUUCUGAGACAAUGUAGCACUGUUUGGGCAUUUCCUGCUGAGUUAUUUAUUUUUUCCUGUGUGAUGACGUUAAACUGUUUCAAAGGGAAAAUGCGGCAUAAUUUAGGCUUUUAUUUUUUGCUGCUUCUCAGUCCACAUGAGGACGCUGUACUGAGUGAAAUGCUUGAAUCCGAUUUGACCAAAGCUGAUGUGAUGGCUUUACUCUGUGAAAUAUAUUUCAUUAUUUCAGAUCUACUUUUAAAUAUGUAGAAUAGCAUAUAUUGUAAAAAGGAAAGUCAAAAGUAUUACAUUAACAGAACCAAAGAGUUAUGUUUCAUCUGCAUUGUGUUUAUGGUAAACUUGACUGUAGUUUCGAGCACAACAUAUUUGGCAUUUGAGAUAAAUAUCCACUUUAUUUACACUGGAAUGCACCGCUGUAGUCUGAAGUGAAACCACCGCAUGAACUAAUUUAAAGAAAGAAAAUGUUUAUGUCAUAUAACGGGUUUUCUCUCAGUUUACAGGCCACUAGGAUACCACUUAGAGGGUAAGUUUGAUAUUUUUCAACUUGGAUCCUCUACCCAUGUUUUUUGUCGAGGUUACUAACAGGAUCAACAAUUUUUGCAGUUGGUCUGGAAGCCGAUUUCAAAAGUUUGCAUUUUCAGGCCCACAAAAUACUGUUCUUGUGUGAAUGAAAGGCCAAACAGCAACAAAAGUUUAACGUUUCAUGCAAAAAAAAGCACUUAAAGAGGAUUUACAAACACACCCAGAGUGGUUACUUUGCAGCCUGUUUCACAGCUGACGGCAGUCCUCUCAAUUUUGACCCAAUUCAAAAAUUGUUGUUCACAUUAGUUGUUUAGAUGCAAAAACAUGGGAAAGUAGGGUCCAGGUUGGAAAAUACGGAAGUUACCUUUUAAUGUUGAAUGCCUUAAUUGCUUACGGAUGUCAAUUCAUUUUAAAAUAAAGAAACACAAUUUUAUUUAUUAUAAUUUGCAUGCCGAUGCAAUGUAGCAGGUAAAUACACUGAGUUUAUUUAAUCAUGUGUGCAAGACCUAAAUUCACUGUUUUCUCUUUGUGUUUACUACUGUGCUUUUAAAAAAAAUGUGAUGAAAACAUCUCACUGAAUCGGCGAUGAAACUAUCAAUGAUGGAAAAUAUCUAAUCAGUGCUGUCAGGGCUAAAAAUUAAGACACGGUGAUUAGUUAAAGCUGCAUUAAUCGUUUUUUUGUCCACAAUUGGGCAAAUGAACUCCAAAGACAGCUGAAGAAUACACAGUCCUAAAAAUGUGUCACCUCAUAAAGCUGUUAUGGAAAACAUUGAUGGAUAAAUUACCUACUUGAACAUCCAUCAGAGCAUGAUCAUCUCAUGGGGAUCGCGUUGCUGGACUGGCACUGUUUCCUGUCCUUUAGCUCACUGAACCAUACAAUGAUGCUUAACCCACACGUAGACAGGUAUAUUUUAUUUUUUUGUGAUCAAAUUUUAAUUUUUUUUGUGCAGAGUAUAUUAAUACAUCAUUUAUCCAUAUGUGCCUCUUUGUUUUACAAAUUUUGUGGGCAUUGAUACUACAGAAAGAAAGUAAACCUUCUGUCUAAUCCUCCCCUUUGAAUGACCUGUGAUGUCAAAGUUGUGUCAUUUAAAACAGAUUUU